GGCCCAACCCGCCGCCUCCCCCGCUCCGCCGGCGGCGGCGGCGCAGGAGCCCGCGGGCGGCCGCGGAGGAGGCGCGCUCGGCCGCCGCCGCCUCCUCGCCCCGCCGCCGCCGCCGCCAUGGCGGUGCGGAGCCGCGGCGUUUGGCGGCGGCUGCUGCUGCUGCUGCUCCUGGCCGGCUCCGCCGCCAGCCCGGCGGAGGAGGGCGGCGGGCGGCGGGAGGCGGGCGGUGGGGAGCACGGCGAGGAGGCGGCGCGGCCUCACCACGACUCCUCGUACGGCACCUUCGCCAGCGAGUUCUACGACCUGCGCUACCUCUCCGAGGAGGGUUACCCUUUCCCUACUGCUCCUCCUGUGGAUCCAUUUGCAAAAAUAAGAGUGGAUGACUGUGGAAAAACCAAGGGAUGCUUCAGGUACGGUAAACCUGGGUGCAACGCAGAGACUUGUGACUACUUUCUAAGUUACCGUAGAAUAGGAGCUGAUGUUGAAUUUGAAUUGAGUGCCGAUACUGACGGCUGGGUGGCAGUGGGAUUUUCCUCAGACAAGAAAAUGGGAGGGGAUGAUGUCAUGGCUUGUGUUCACGAUGAUAAUGGAAGAGUCCGAAUACAGCACUUCUAUAAUGUUGGUCAGUGGGCUAAAGAAAUCCAGAGAAAUCCUGCUAGAGAUGAAGAAGGGGUUUUUGAAAACAAUCGUGUAACGUGUCGAUUCAAGCGUCCUGUAUAUGUUCCCCGAGAGGAAACCAUCGUAGAUCUGCACCUGAGUUGGUACUAUCUGUUUGCUUGGGGUCCAGCAAUUCAGGGUUCUAUAACUCGUCAUGAUAUAGACUCACCACCUGUAUCAGAGCGUGUUGUCAGUAUUUACAAGUAUGAAGAUAUUUUCAUGCCAUCAGCUGCCUAUCAGACCUUCUCUUCUCCAUUCUGCUUGCUCCUUAUUGUUGCACUGACCUUCUAUUUAUUGAUGGGAACCCCAUGACCGAUGGAAAAUAGCAAGAGUUUGUCAGUGGAAGUUUCUCAGGAUGGACGGCUAUGUGGAUGGACGAUGCAUUUUUCUAUUGGAAUUUAUAUCACACCACCAUCAUCAUCUAGCUGCUUUUGAACAUAGUUAGCUUCUCAGAAGAAUGAAAUAACCGUCUCCUUUGAGUGGCAGAGUGGUGACAAAUCAUUUAAGAAUAAUCAGCGAACACAUAGGAGAAUAUUUUCAGUGUUGUGACUACUUGCUUAAAGAAAAGGAGACUUUUGUAAAAUCAAUGUGUGUGUGCGUGUGUAUGUGUGCUUGGGAGGGGUGUCUGUAUGUGCGUUUAGGCAAAUUUAGUGAUGGACAUCUUAUCAAAUAACAAAAUUGCCUUCCAAAUUGCUCCCAGAAAGCAAAUUUGGAAAAACAUUGUAAUGCUGUUUGGUACUUCUGGAGCAGAGAGCACAACUCCAAGUGCAGUUUCUGAACUUAAGAUCAGAAAUAUACUGACACAGCAGUAUAAAACCUGCCCUUCAGCAAAGGCCAGUUCUCUCUUCUUUUUUUUUUUAAAUAUUUAUGAAGGUUUACUUGGUCUAGUACUUUCCAAAACUAAACCUGCAUAAUCAAGCAUUAACAUGACUUUUUUUUUUUCAAUUGAAAAGAGGUGAUGAAUGUCUUUACAAUAAUAAUAAUGUUUCAACAGCCUUCUUGAAAGAAAUGGCUACUUCUUUUAUGACUGAGAUACAAAGUUAUUUAAACAAGGGGAAGGGAGAAUAUAGUAAUGUAAAUUCUCCAUACAUAGGAGAAACAGAUGUAAAACAUAGAGAAUAUAGAAGUUCCCAACAAGCCAUAGGAUGUCCUCCCAAUAGAUUAAAUCAAUUUUUCUCUUUUUGUGAAAAAAACAAAAAGCAACAAACACCCACUAAUAUUGCUGACAUGUAAAUAUGUUUUUAAGCAGUUGUGUAGUAGUACCAAGUAAUCUGUUUUUCUGUGUUGUAUGCCUGUAUAUCCUGUUCAUGUUAAAGAUGAAUAUGGGCAGCUGGUGUUAACUUACAAAGAAAUGGAAAUAUAUUUGAGAUUAUUUGUAAGGAAAGAUAGGGAUUAAGAAGAAGAGCAAUAUCUUUAGUUUCAUCAAACCAUUGCUAAAAUGUAGUUACUGUGGAAAAAGAUGAGAUAAAGAAGAAAUACAUUAGAUUUUUUUAUCACCAAUAAAUAUUACAAAGGUGAGCGCUAAAUAUUACCGAAAUUGAAAGUGUCAAAAGGUAUUUAUGAGCCACAGAAUAUUAUGAAAAACUUUGAUUUCUUGUGGAGAAUUUCUGUUCUUCACAUAAUAGGAAGUGUAUGACGUAUACAUGUAGUAGUUGAAUGUACUUAGAUAAGGUUGCUCUUUCACUUCCCAACUUGCAUUAAAAUUCUAUUUAAAUAGAACUAAAAUUUGAAUUGUGCCAAAGUUCUAUCUAAUGUGGUACGCUUGAGGACUCUGUAACACAGGAUCUAGUAAAGCAUGUGAUGGACCUAAUUUCUAUUUUCAUUACUGCUUAGAGUAAAAAGAUUAACUAGCCUUGCUGGGUUUGCAUCAUUAUUCACAGACUGAAGUUUGUAGACUAAUUUUUUAGGCUCAGGAUUCUUCAAAUCUAUGCUUAAAGUAUAUAAAUUAGGUUUAAAGAGGAAUUUAUCUCCAUCACAAACACUUUAUCCCUAUUUCAAAAGAAAGAUUGCUUAGUAAUAUAUAUUUUCAUUGAUUUCUUUAAGAAUUCGUUCACUUAAAAUUGUGGGACUAGAGUUCAGGAGGGGAAAGAGAAAUUUGGAAUGAAGUGAACUUUAAAAGUGCAUAUAAUACCUUUAUUUAGUAUAAAUUACUUCUUUCAAGUUGGAAAACCUACUCAUCAUCUGACAAAAUACAUUGUGGAGACCUCAUAAUAAGGAAGGUCUGCUUUGGUCCAUGAUAGCUGUAAAAUUUAGUCUUAAGACUGUCUGAAGCAGAGAGCUGAAGCCUUGGAUAAUGAGUUUAAUAUUCAGCAACCAGGUGAAGUGAAGAUAUCAUUAAGGGAAAUUCUUUCUCCUUUGUGCUAAUUCAUAGGCAGCUGAGAUAGUGCAGUUCCUUCUCAGAGAUCACAGCUAUUUAAAGUAGCCUCAGGGCUGCUGUAGUUUAUGGCCUUGUAUUUACUGUUUUGGUUUCAGGUAUUUACCUGAUUAUCCACUAAAGGGCUAAUCUAAUAAUUGAAAAGUACUGAAGUAGGAUAGAAACCCAUUUCAGCUCCUCAUUUCUUUUUUAAAACAGUGCUAGAUUUAGGAUAGUCUGGCUGGAUCCAGGCACAGAGGUAUAAUAAAGAUGACAAUAAUAAUACCGAGGUAAAUGUGCAACACCUGUAGAGCUGCUUUCCACCUAUAUGGAGUCAGAGGUGUUUAAAGUUCAGGCUCUAAAGCGACACCAAAUUCAGAGCAGAGGUGCAUAAGGAUAUGUCCACUGCCAAGUAUGAACUGCUUCAGGCUUCAGCUGUACCCCUGUUCUUGAUUAUGGUAAAAAAUACAGGGUUUUCCCCCAUUUUUUUAGGUUACCUCUAAGUGUGCUGUCUGGUGGUUUUGUCAUAUUUUUCUCUUGUUGAAGUAUUAGCAGAAAUGUUCACUUCUAUAAAAGCUUUCACCCAAGCUUCAAAGUACUUAAUUAGCACUAAUUGAGUAUUUCUAAUCAAAUGAGAGGAAAUAGAAGUCCACAACAAGCAGCAAAACAAUCUAUUGUUUGGGAUUUCAACUGACGGUUGAGUUUAGCUGUAUUAUUAUCUACAAGUAAAUUGUUCCAAAAUUUUGCAUACUACUUCCCAGAUAUUACUAAAGUCAUAAUUUCUGCUCUAAACACUUUGCAGGUGGAAGAGGUAAAAUAGAGGAAAGUUUAAGGACAGCUGAAAAUAACUGUGGCACAUUAGAAGCAGGAGUUGGGGUAAUUUUCUUUUAGUGAAAUAAGUUUGCUGUCUUGUGGCAUUUUGUCUGAGAGUUGCUCUUCAGAGUGGGAAAAGCAGGAAUAGGAGAUUCAUGCUGACAAAGAAAGAAGGUGUGAGUGCUAGAAAUUAGUAGUUGGGGAGAAAUAUGAGACCAAAAAGGCAUAAGAGAAAUGAAAGGGCUCUAAUUCAGUGGUACUUUGAUACUUGGUAAGUCUUAACAUUUGAGUGGGCAUAGUAACUUGUCAUGGAAGGUAUUUUGUUUUUCUUUUUUUUUUUUUUUUCUUUUUAAUAUUGAAAAGCAGAACUGAUCCCUGUUAUACAAAGUUACUACAAAGUACCUUUCUUCAAAGUAAUUUUUAAGGGAUUAGGGCAUUUCAAAUAGUUUUUUCAGAUUUCUCUAAUUAACAGGAACCAACACUAACUAGAGGAAAAGGUCUCCUUUGAAAAGGAGGUGGAUGUUUCCUUCUCCAAAUCAAAUCAUUUUUAGUUUCCUUAUGGUGACUACUACUAGCAAGCAGCUGUUAAAGAACACAUUUCCAAAGUGCUUUUAUUUUUAGAAUUACUUGCUGCAGGGUGACCUAAAACAGAGGCAUAGAAAGUGCAUGUUUAAGAGUAUGGUGUCCUUUGGAAAUUUAACUUUGAUUAUUAAUUAGAAAGAUAGUACUGGCAAAGACCAUAAGGCAUUAAUAAAUGUCCCUGAAUAUGUUCCUUCCAUGCAGAACAAAAUUCAGUUGUUACCAUUGCUUGUUACAUUAACCAUAUAUCACCCUUUCCUCACCCUGUCCAUCUUACCUAGAAUGCUUUAUACUCAAAGUUUGUAAAUUAGUUGGAAAUCGGCUGCUUAUAUUUGUGACAGUGCCUAUCACAAAGGGACCUUGUUUUGUGACACUAGUGUUUGACUGGUACCCCACUACAAAUAAUAAGCUAGGCCUGAAAUUAUAUUAAAAAUAAGUAGGACAGGACAGAGAGAAAAAUAAGUGGAGAGGACAGACUUGCAGAAAGCAGGGGUUUUUUCUUCACUGGAAUCAAAUAAUUGUGUAUAUUUUUAUGUAUAGGUGAGAUACUUGAUGCUAAUUGAUAUCCUCCCCCCCCAAAAAAAAAAAAAAAAAGCCUAGCUGGUGUGAUAAUGUUAUUGGAUAUUGGACGAUGCUUUCUUCAAAAUUCUAUUACUAUAAGGGAAAUACUCUGAGUUUGAAAGAGAAUAUAUUGAUGAGAAAAGUUCGAAAUCCCUCUGUGGCCUCUUGUCCUGCUUGAUUGGUUUUGCAAUACUUGGAUAGCAAGAAAAUAAACACUUGUAAUCUCCCUAAUCUGAGGAACCCCUCAGAUUGGGUUAAAAGUUGUCAAAGUUACGUUUGGCACUGACUUUUCCAGUAUUCAGCAUAGGGAUUAGAGAAUGACUGGAGCAUGGUGUACAUCAGCAACCCACCAGGCAGCGGUUUUGAAGCUCGCUUGGGGAACCAUGUCCUGGGUCUGAACUAAGAGCAGCCUUGCAACUGCCUCCAUGUACUCGAAUGGCUACUGCGAAAUGGAAAUAACAACCAGCAUGGCCCAUCCUACACCAAAUCCCUUAAAUAUGUGUAUCUUCUCUUGCCAAACUGUGGAUGGUGUUCUUACUGUGAGCGUUAAUGUCUAGUCUUCGUUGGAAGAGUACUGUGCUCCUUGUCACUAGCCUAUGUUCUGUCCCCAUUCCCACAGAUGCCUUAUGCUGUUUAGGGAGAUGAUGCUGAGAAGUCUUAGCCCAGCUGUGAAGAGGAGUUAGUGGGUAAGGAGGACUGACACACGGUUGUCUUCAUGGUUAUCCAGGUCACAAUUAGAAAUCUGUGUCAUUGGUGAUACUCCAGAUAUCUGUAAGUAAAUGUCUGCUAUAAGUUUAAGGGAAGAUGUAGGUCUUCCUGGUUUUUGUCUGCUCCUUGCUUUCCCACCCAUCCUGUGCACCAGACAUUUAUAAACCAGCAAGUUAUUCUCCUUUUAGAGAACAGAGCCUCUGGCCUUUCUGAUCUCUUCUGGGUCUGCUGGAAGUUUGCAGCAUGCCAUACUCUAGAGGUAGAAUUCAAGCUUAUAUAUAAAUGUCAUAAGUUCUAUCAGCAUUUACAUUGCAUUUUGUGACUCUCUGGUUUCCUUGGUUUGACACGCUAAUGUGUAGCAGGUGUACUUCCCCGCCCACACACACACACUCUUUUUUUUUUAACAUCUCCAGAUAGAUUCCCCAAAGAAAAGUAUUUGGUAAUAGCUUUAGGAGAAGGAAACCUGUAUUUCACACAAUUACGAAAGGUCCAGUACAGCUUAUUUUCAGAGAUACCUAUUGUGAGAGUGUUAGUAUUUUAUACAAAGUAUAACUUCAUAUAGAACCUUACAUUUAUGAUAGAAGUGGAAAUACAUUUAAUUAUUACAGGGUUUUUUGGUGCUGCAUGGAGCUGUGUAUGCACAUAACUUGCAUGAAUUGGCAACCUUUGUUUCCACCCUGAGUCCACGGCAUGUAAUGAACGGGUGAAGCAGUCUGCUUGAACGCUAUACCGUGAGGCAUAGGUGACCUCAAAUAGUUUGGGACAGAAGAGUGGAGAGACUGGUGGUAAGGCUGAAUGACAGGGAAGGGCUAAUGGCUUUGGCAUAUUUCCUAUUUUUGCAUGAGUUUACGUAUGGCAGAGUGCAUCUGGUGCUUUUAAUCACAAGCAAAUGUUACUUGAUGUGAAUAGAAGGAACAGAGUCGGACUUUAAUGAGGAUUUAGCUUUUAUGCAGGUCUUAGCUGUGUAAGGGCUGAUGUGGGCACAAGGUCAGACUAUGCCUCAAGAUGUGUACUCCGGUGAAACUCCAAGGUAAGAGCCAGAGGCUUGAUCUUGCCUUCGGAGGUAUGAAAACCCAUCGAGACCCUGUAGACAGUAGCAACAGUUGGCUGCUACGUACGUACCUGCUCCCUGGCCAUUUUACAAACUAGUGCUGCAGCAGUUGGAGUAUCAAAAGAUGGAGGCGCUACAUCUUUUCUCAACGGCUUUCAUUGUACGUUGUCUAUUUUCCCUAAUUAUAAUUUCAUUAUUGGUAUUUCUGUAGCAGUGUAUGAGGGCCUAAUGCAGCUCUCCCACAGCCUGCCCAGCACAGAUAUGGAUCUGACUGGAAGGUAUUCAAGAAAAUUUCAAUUUCCCAAGCACAAAAAUUAAUCGAACCAAAAUAAUUUAUAUUUAUUGACCAUAUGUCAAGUUUUCACCACAUCUUUUUUCAUAUCAAGUUAUUUCUGUGCAAUUUAUAUGUUGAGAUGUCUGGUUUUUGCAGAUACAGAGUAAGAUCUAGGUAAACCUUCCUUUCUAAACCUGUUUUAUUAGUAUGAAAUAAUCACUUGAGUGAUUUUUUUAUGGUGAGUUUGGUGAAAGUAUGUAUGGUUGAACUUGAUUUUUUAACUUAUCUAAUUUGGGCUUAGAUAGGCAAAAACAGUGUAAUUUUGAAAUGUCAAGGAGGACGUGUGCAGCUUGUGGAGCUGAUGGGUGUGAAAAAGCAGUCUGAAAAGACAUUACUUUGAAAAUCUGUGAUUUGAAUUGGCAAUAGCAACGAACUUGUCGUAAGGAAAGGGGCAGGUUUGGUUGGGGGUUUUGGGGUUUUUUUUUUGAUUGCUAAGUAGUUUGAAUUGCAGUCCUAGACUAUCUAUCUCAAGUUGGAAGGGAUCCAUGAGGAUCAUUGAGUCCAGCUCCCUGCUCCUUGCAGGACUACCUAAAACUAAGCGAUAUGACUAAGAGUGUUGUCCAGAUUCUCCUUGAACUCUGCCAGGCUUGGUGCCAUGACCGCUUCCCUGGGGAGCCUGCUCCAGUGACCGACCGCCCUCUCAGUGAAGAACCUUUUCCUCAUGUCCGACCUGAACUUCCCCUGACACAGCUCCAUAGUCAUUCACAACUGUUGCUUUUGCCCUACUUCUGUGUUUCUUACUGAAGUAGGAAUGUUCUUUCAAACCGACAUGAGGUUGGAAUACAUGCAGGACUUCACAGCCCCUGUUUUAGAACAGCCGCUGCUCUGUAUAGGCUGGUUUUAGGUAAUUAAAGGCUAUUUAGGAACGUCCUGACAAGGUGAACUUUCACAUGGCACUCAAGAAACUGUCUGUAAAGGUAUUGUGCUCUUUAUAGAAUACAGCGUUACAGAAUUACCUGGUGGCAGUACUUUUCUGAGCUAUUUCUAAUUGAUACUUACUCAAAUUCAUGUUUACAUGUUUAAAGAAGUAAUUGGAUUUUUCAAAAGUGCCAAGCAAAUCUUUUAUGGCUCCAAUGCCUGCUCAGGGCAGCGAACAUUUUAUGGUAACUAGUGAUUGCAAUGUGUUGCCUAAUUUAGUUUCACGUCUCUCUCUUAAGCCUGACAUCAUUCAAUUCAAUUUCAUAAGAUGGUAUUAGUAGAAGACUAAAUAAAGGAACAGUUCACUUAGGUUGUGUGCCAAGGAAUAAAAAUAUUCUUGCUGAUUUUUCACAACAGUGAUCUGCAAAGUUUAGAUAAAUGAUAAAUAUUCUUCCCAGAAUUAAUAUUUAGGCAAUGUAAAUUUGCUGAAGGUAUUUUUGUGUGUAAGUCUGAGAAUGAUACAUGAGGGUUAAAAACAAAAGGGUAGACUCUGCUUUGGAGAUAAAAGAAGACAAACCACAGAAUCCUACAUGUUGCCUGAAUCCUAGCUGAUUUUUUGGGGGCAGAGUCAUCCAGAAGAAUACACAGAAACUUGAGAUGUUACCUGCUAGGAUAUUAUGUUUGCAGUUUUUAUAUACUAACCUUUUGUCACCUUCUUCAGUACAAAAAUUAGCCUCACAUUAGUGUUUUUACAUAUUUUUUUUCCAAACAAGAUGCAACAAGGAUAAGUUCAGUAAGUCAAGAAAAUACUGUUAUAUAGAGUAUUAGGAAAAUAAGAAAGGAAGCAUGGAUGCCAUAUUUAAAUCUAGGAGGAAAAAAUAUUAUUUAAGUACAAAAUAUGAUAUCUGCUUCUGAAAUACUGGACUGCUCACAUAUAAAACAAUGAUUUCUUUUUCAGUUUUUCACAGUUGGUGAUAUGAAAUCAGGGAUAAAAAUUGAAAUAGAAAAAAGUACCACAAUGGGUUUUCUCUAAAGCUGGACGUAUCAUUCAAGUCUUGACACAGAUAGUCAAAGACGAAAUUCCAAACCUAUUAACUAAUUAGAAAACAGAAAUAGUGGGACCUUGAUAUUUGUGUGUGAUGUCCCCAGCCUUUAUUUAGGCAGAUAUGUUUUGUUAGCAUAUUUGAAGCAUCACAAGUACUGUUUAGGUUAAAGCAGAUGCCUGGUAUGUUUUGGUAUUUCUGAUUAAUAUAUCCUGAGGUCUGGUUUGCUUUAACCACUUUGCAAGUAAGCAGGCUUUUGUAACUAUGUUAACUGUUGCCACUUCCUUUUGUAUUCCACUGAAGUGUAAUGGUUGAACCUGAAAUGUUAUCUCUACCUUUUGACUUUGUUCAGCGUUCUCAAGACUAAUACAUAGAAAACAUACAAAUAAGCAACUUGUAACUAUAGUGCUAAGUGGUGUUCUGCAUUCUUUAUGCUAGGUUCCGUUCUGUAUGCCAGUACCCAGCAUCCAUGUGAAGUCGAUGAGCGUUUGGUCGGGUAGGAGUGCAGAACUGGGGUUUCGUAGUCCAGAAGUAAUCAUCAAACUUCUUUGUAUUUAUGCACUAGUCUUUUCAGAAAAAUAACACUGAAUGAAUACAUAAUGAAAUUAUGGUGACCUACGGGACUACUUUACAAUCAGUGCAUGCCCUAAAAUAUUGCUUUGUAACAUCUGUUUUAUACUAAAUGUUGGUGUUCAAGUGAGCCUUGUUAGCUAUUUGACAGUGACAGACAACAAUAUUUAUAAACCUGUUAUAAUAAAUGCCUUUUUAGUCUAAGAAAA
Molecule: messenger RNA, 9736 nt
Organism: Grus americana (Whooping crane)
Lineage: Eukaryota; Metazoa; Chordata; Aves; Gruiformes; Gruidae
Gene: FRRS1L
Product: ferric chelate reductase 1 like
Exons: 5
Coding region: 118-969 (283 amino acids)
Biological process (GO): regulation of glutamate receptor signaling pathway
Source: RefSeq, a predicted model, not a curated record